CAGAACACAAGUUUACGGAUGAUUCGCUGAAAUAUGUGUCGGAGACGGAUCUCAUAAAAAUCGGAAUAACUGAGAUGGGACCCAGGCUUGUUAUUCUGUCAGAAGCAGCCAAGAGGAAUUGUCCAUCACCAACUCCAUCGACGUCCGGAAGUGGUCCUUUAAAAGAAAAAAAUGUGGAUGAAAACCGUGUUCCGACUGAACCACUAGUCGAGCAAAGAACCAUUCGGCAGAUUUUGGAGUCCAACUCAAAAUUUCGGAAAAUUUUGUUUUCAAAGCUAGAUGCUGGUAUCGUACCGCCGCACAACGGCUUAUUGCUGAUGGUCCGUACUUUAUGUGAAGGAAUGUUCGCAGGUCAACAAUAUCCCACCACUGACCAGAAGUUGGCAUUGGCUAUAAAAAUCAUAGACGCAUUUCCCGUUUUGAAAAAAACAAAACUAUCAGAAGUCAGCCCAGAUUACUCAUUUUUCUUCUGGAAGAACGGAGGUAAAGGACCAGGCCAUGAGCAUUCCGGGGUCAUACAAACACAUACUCGAAAUGUAUGCAAGAACGUUUCACCAAGCAAAAAAAAGUUCACCCGCAAACCGAAAAAUAAACAAGUAAUCAACGUUUCAUCCGAAAUAGUUGAGAUGGCUCAAGAGAUGGCUCAAAUCGAAGCAACAUCGAGUAGCUUCAACAACAUUGCUAGAAGCAUGGCAGAGACGCAUGACUUGCUCAUUAUGAUGUUAGAUGCCAAAUCAAAAACUUUCGAGAUAUUGAAUGUUUUCCCGCAUUUUCGAUCAUACAACGGAAUGAUAAUUCAGAAAGCGUACGAGCGAUUGAUGCCAUCAUACAAUAAGGAGUCCAAUUUGAAGCAAGUAUUUGCUAGAGGUCUUCUAGUAAACAGAGGCACUUUUUCGACGUUUCUUGAUGAUAAUGUCCGAGGAUGUCUACGCAUUCUCGUUUCCCUCACCAGAAGGGGUGUACGAAAAUCUUCCUUGGAGGAGUCUACAGACAUCGAAGCAGAACUAGCGGCUCCGAUAAUUCGAUGUAUCACGGAUGCUGAAACAGCUUUACAAGAGCAAUUAAUGAAGUAUGUUGCCUGGAAUGUCGAUGCUAACGUUGAUGUGGCGCCCCAUCUGAUUUUCAACGGCAACAAUUACUUUAUUUACGUUGACGCUCAACUCAUCCACGGUGGAAUUGACUCCAUCCGCGCGCUGGACACUCUAUUUAAAGUGUUCACUGUUUUCAACAUUCGUCCGCCAGCAGAAGUGCAAAAAAUUAUUGAUUUCAUCGAAAUCAUAUGUUAUGGAAUCAAAACGACUAGCACCCGUCAGAUGGUCAAUCGUUUGGUUUCAUCGUUUAAGGAAUCCAUCCAUGCUGACGAAAAAGAUGCUGAUGAAUAAUGUAUAAAUAU
Ochlerotatus camptorhynchus is the source of this 1393-nucleotide messenger RNA. RefSeq lists its product as uncharacterized. Lineage: Eukaryota; Metazoa; Arthropoda; Insecta; Diptera; Culicidae. Bases 75 to 1382 code for a protein of 435 amino acids. The record is from RefSeq and is a predicted model, not a curated record. The transcript is spliced from 7 exons.